GGGGCUUCUUGGGGGAUUCGCCAGCCGGACAGGUGGGUCUGGUUUCUGCAUCACCAGCAGGGAAGGGUGAGUACCUGGCUUUGGUCAACAUCUUCCUCUUCAGACAGACAAGCGAAAAGCAUCUGGUACGAGAAAAAGAGGUUUUUAUGUUAAAUGAUUUCUAUUGGAGUCUCUGGGCUGUGUUUAGUACGAGGGAGGCUGCUACCUGGAUAAGGUUAACUGCCUAAGAUUGUUAAGAGUUGAUUUUUUCCUUCUGCUGCAAACUGCCUUCCGUAUGGCUGUUUUAAUUUGUUUCGUAUUUUUUUCUCCCAAAGACUGGGGAGGAGGGGACAGGAAAAUUAGAUCUGUUGCCAACAUAUUUGAGUAACGAAAAGAAUCACCGUUGAGAAAGACAAAUCCCCCUCACUUAUGAAAAUAGGAAAGGCAAGAAAAAAUAUCUCUUGUUUUGGUUCUGCUGAACUAAUGAGGGAGAGAGGAAAAAACUGCCUCCCAGCUCUAUAUCUGAGUUUGCAUGAAGGUCUAAAGAUGGCAAAAACUGACAAUGGCAUACGCAUCUGUCAGGGUCUAUUAAUCCUGGGGAAUGUGGUCAUUGGGAUGUGCGGUAUUGCCCUGACAGCAGAAUGCAUCUUCUUCGUGUCGGAUCCCCACGGUCUCUACCCAUUGCUGGAAGCCACAGAAAACAAUGACAUCUAUGCUGCGGCCUGGAUAGGUAUCUUUGUUGGCUUUGCACUCCUUGCUCUGUCUAUCCUCGGCAUCGUUGGAGUCAUGAAGUCCAGCAAGACUUUGCUACUGGUGUAUAUUAUUCUGAUGCUGAUCACUUAUGCAUUUGAAAUGGCUUCUUGCAUCACGGCAGCAACUCACCGAGACUUUCUUACUCCAAACCUCUUCCUGAAGCAAAUGCUGGAGAGGUAUAUGAAGUCAGAUACAGACAAUAACAAUGACAAACAGAUGACUGAAGGGGUCACAAAGACAUGGGAUAAUCUCAUGCUCCAGAACCAGUGCUGCGGGGUGCAUGGGCCCUUGGACUGGCAGGAGUACACAUCUGCUUUUCGGAUGACACACAACGACGCUGACUAUCCUUGGCCACACAACUGCUGUGUCAUGAACACCCGAAGUGAACCCAUCAAUCUUGAUGGCUGCAAGCUUGGAGUCCCUGGCUUCUAUAACAGCAAUGGUUGUUACGAUGCUAUUUCUGGGCCACUGAACAGGCAAGCCUGGGGUGUUGCCUGGUUUGGUUUUGCCAUCCUCUGCUGGACUUUCUGCGUCCUCCUCGGAACCAUGUUCUACUGGAGUAGAAUUGCAUACUGAAGGCUCAACAUCCUCAGCCUUGUCCUGAAGUACUCUAUGAAACUGCAUUCACUCGUCUCCUGCUCCAUUCUCCCUGUGCCACUGGGGACCCGAAGCUUUCCCACUACCUCUCCCAUAUUGCUUUAGUCCCUCAGAAAAUGUGACACACGAAUGUCACACACUUCUUGUACCUUCUUUGCCCCUUGUUCUGCUGUCUAAAUGUCUCCUGGCUGAGGUAAAACCCUUCUUUUGCUGUGUGAGUAAUCCUUGGAGCUAAGACAAGACACAAUCUUAUUUGUUCUGUGAUGGCAUCAGAGGAGAAAAUGUCCAUAUAUGCUUGCUGCAGAAAAGUCCCUCUCUAAAACUAGGCUGAAUGUAAAUCACAAUGCUAUAGGUUCUGGCAAGAACUGCCUGAGUAAAGCUGUAACCUCCUGUGACCAAUAAAGGUGGAUGCAGCAAGGGAGAAGACUGCAGAACUCUCUAAUAUAUUUUAUCUUUCAACUUCUGUUCCUGGUCUCCGUCACUCCUUGCCUCAGAGUAAGGAAGAUUUUCUAAGAGUUUAAACGUGUCAGCAGCAAAGACAUAUCACAGACGAAAAGUCUGCUGCUAGCCAAGCUCAAUGAAAGACUAGCUCACUCCUCUGCAAUGUGCUGCCUGUGUUCAAGCCUACCUUCUGUCCAUACGAAAUUACUGCUUCUUCUCUACUUUCAGAAGCACCAGACGAUGAAAAAUUCCACAAGCAACUCCAUCAAAAUCUGCACGUGCUUCACACAAGAUUUCACUAGAAUAUGUGCAGAACACAAGGGGUCCUCUGCUGCAGUUGGCUUUGUGGCAGGGGCUGUCCCGCACCCCUCAAUCACCCUGCUGUCCACACAGCUGUGCUCGUGUCCCCUGUGCACUCCCCAUCCCACAUCCCCAGAUCAGGAGGCCAGGCAGCAAAAAAAUGGCAACAAUCAUGUGAGAAAUGCCAACAGGGUGCUCUCCGAACCAAAUCCAGUCAGUUCAACAGUGGUGGUUUACUUCAGCACAGGCUGAUCUGGUGUCUUUCCAAAUGAAUGCUUCAGUUACACGUUCGUGUAAGCAUCCUCUGGGGUAGAGCAUUUUAAGGUGUGCCGUCUCAGACUGUGACAGUUUACCAGCCACAGUCAUUCCUCGUUUUUGUAUAUUUGCCAAAAAUGAUAAUUAAAAACAAGUGGAAGUAAAGAA
Molecule: messenger RNA, 2493 nt
Organism: Gallus gallus (chicken)
Lineage: Eukaryota; Metazoa; Chordata; Aves; Galliformes; Phasianidae
Gene: UPK1B
Product: uroplakin 1B
Exons: 8
Coding region: 409-1308 (299 amino acids)
Cellular component (GO): membrane
Source: RefSeq, a predicted model, not a curated record